Molecule: messenger RNA, 2272 nt
Organism: Cuculus canorus (common cuckoo)
Lineage: Eukaryota; Metazoa; Chordata; Aves; Cuculiformes; Cuculidae
Product: cytochrome P450 4V2
Exons: 11
Coding region: 99-1682 (527 amino acids)
Molecular function (GO): oxidoreductase activity, acting on paired donors, with incorporation or reduction of molecular oxygen; heme binding; monooxygenase activity
Source: RefSeq, a predicted model, not a curated record
GCUUUUGUGGCCCUAGUCCUGAGAGGAACGCUGCUCACUGGCAGCGACAGAUACAGGCAGUGCUGGUUCCUGUUAGGGAUCAAGGCUGGGAGGUGGUAAUGGAGGUUAUGCAGGGAUCCGCAGGGGGAUCCCAGCUGCUGCCUUUGGGCGCUGGGGUCAUUACCUUGCUGUUAACGAUUGUGGCCAUGUGCUCUGUGCCCUCUUUGAAGGAUUACUGCAGGCGAUGGUGGGUGAUAAAGCCUAUCCCGGGCAUCAGUCCCUGCUAUCCUGUGCUGGGAAAUGCUCCACUCUUUGAGCGGAAGGGAGAAGGUUUUUUUAAACAACUACAAUUUUAUGUUGAAGAGUUGAGGAAUCGGCCAUUGUUCAAACUUUGGAUAGGACCAUUGCCUUUUGUGAUUUUGUAUAGCCCCGAGAAUGUGGAGGUUAUUCUGACCAGUUCAAAACACAUAGAAAAAUCAUACCUGUACAAAUUCUUGCAGCCAUGGCUGGGCACUGGACUUCUGACGAGCACUGGAAACAAGUGGCGGUCACGAAGGAAGAUGAUAACUCCUACAUUCCACUUUGAAAUCUUAACUGACUUUCUAGAGGUUAUGAAUGAACAAGGAGUUAUUUUGUUGGAGAAACUUGAGAAGCAUGUUGACAAGGAACCAUUUGAUGUGUUUCUAGACAUCACUCUGUGUGCCCUUGAUAUCAUCUGUGAAACGGCAAUGGGCAAGAAUGUCAGUGCUCAGGAGAAUAAGGAUUCUGAGUAUGUUCGUGCCAUCUACAGGAUGAGUGAUCUAAUCCAACAGCGACAGAAGAGCCCUUGGUUUUGGCCUGAUUGUGUGUAUAAGCUGUUCAAGGAAGGAAGAGAGCAUGACAGGAACCUCAAGAUCCUUCACAGUUUUACAGAUACCGUGAUUGCAGAAAAAGCUGCAGAACUUGAACGCACCAAGCAAAUGAAAUGUAAUACUGAUGGCAACUGUGAAGGAAAGGGCUCCAAAAAAAGAAAAGCUUUCCUGGACAUGCUGCUGAGUGCAACGGAUGAUGAAGGGAACAAAUUGAGCUACAUGGACAUUCGUGAGGAAGUGGAUACUUUCAUGUUUGAGGGCCAUGACACAACAGCAGCUGCUAUGAACUGGGUCCUCUACUUACUUGGACAUAAUCCUGAAGCCCAGAAGAAGGUUCAUAGAGAACUGGAUGAGGUAUUUGGCAACAGUGAGCGUCCUGUAACAAUGGAUGAUUUGAAGAAGCUUCGAUACCUUGAGUGUGUUGUGAAAGAAGCCCUUCGGAUCUACCCUUCAGUUCCACUGUUUGCCCGUACCUUGAGAGAGGACUGCCUAAUUAGAGGAUAUCGGGUACCAAAAGGCACAAAUGUUCUUGUCAUAACUUAUGCCCUGCAUAGAGACCCCGAGAUCUUCCCUGACCCAGAGGAGUUCAGGCCUGAGCGAUUCUUCCCUGAAAAUUGUAAGGGAAGGCACCCAUACGCUUAUGUGCCCUUCUCAGCUGGUCCCAGGAACUGCAUUGGUCAGCGCUUUGCACAAAUGGAGGAGAAAGCUCUUCUAGCACUCAUCUUGCGGCGCUUUUGGGUGGACUCGUGUCAAAAGCCAGAAGAGCUUGGUAUAACUGGAGAACUGAUUCUUCGUCCAAAUAAUGGCAUCUGGAUUAAGCUGAAGAGAAGGCAAAAUGCUGGAUCAGAAUGAAAGGAAUUUCAAGAUUUUAUUUUCUGAAAAAUUUCUAAGCUAUUUAGACUGAUAUAUAUUUUUAAAUCAGUGUUUUUAUAGCCAUUGAAACUAAAGUCAUGACUGAUUGUUUCAAUAAAGAAGAUGUUAUAAUAACCCUAAAUUGCUCUACUUUUCUGGUAUAUGUGAACUUCAUGUUCAUCUUCUAAUUGCAAGUCUUUAAUCAUCAAAUCUUAGUGCCUUAUCUACUGGGACGGAACUAUUCUAUUGCAACAGUGUAAAAAAGUUUAAUUAUGGUCUUGAAACCAGUAAUGGAGUGAUCUGGUUGUAUUCCAUAGCAUUUUUGAGGUAACUGAUAGCCUCAAAUCUUUGCAUAGUUUUCUGUGAGUGAUAAUUCUUCCACUUGGUACAAUGUUUUUUUCUGUUUUGGUGAUGACUGCAUCUAUGAAGACAAAGCAAAAAUCUCUGAUAAUUUCACUCCUUCUUUGUAAGCAUUUACAGUACUUCUUAAGUAAUAAGUGCUUUGAAUUGUUUUUAGCAAAGUUUACCAUAAACAUUUAUCUAUAUAUUCGUACCAUGAACUAGAUAGCAUGCAAAUUACACACAGUAUC